This is a messenger RNA of Penicillium waksmanii, 372 nucleotides long. RefSeq names its product hem-containing dehydratase protein. The coding region runs from base 1 to 372 and encodes 123 amino acids. The record is from RefSeq and is a predicted model, not a curated record. The transcript is spliced from 2 exons. Lineage: Eukaryota; Fungi; Ascomycota; Eurotiomycetes; Eurotiales; Aspergillaceae.
AUGGUCCAUAUUCGUUCCGGCCAAUUUUGGGGAAAUUGCAACGAAGAAGAAGCAAGUGCCUAUCUGGAUAAUUUGGAGCCAAAGCUUCGUGGUGGGUUGUUGUAUCUAUGGAACUUUCCCGAAGAGAGCGGGUCCCUUGGGGUACGAUAUUUGCGCAAUAUCAAUGCCACUCUCGACUUUAGUCCUAGUCUCGAGGGCAAGAAUUCCGAAAAGGGAGGAGAGACAGAUACGGAUACAUUCAUCGCCAAUUCCCGAGAUACAUACCCGAAGGAAACAUCUGGAGAAAUGGGCGUCGAAACACCCGUCUCAUCUGGCUAUUCAUGCGGGAGCUGUGAGUCAUGGUCGACGAUUCGGGGACGCGCGGCAGUUUAG